AUGGGUAUAGCGAAUCACUGCAAAUUGCAGCUGACCUCGCUCCUCAUUAUACCCCGUUCUUUAAUUUCGCAUCCUCGUUUAUUGGAAGGUAAACGUGCUGAAUCUCGCCAGCUUGAUAAGACACCUGGCAAACCAUCGUUCCAGUAUAGGGUAUUCACUGUAGAUAGGUGCGAUAUCUAUAACACUCCAUGGAUCCUGAAACUCAUCCGCAAGCGACAUGACCCUGCUCAGGCCAAAAGCCCCAAUCUCGAAGAUGGAUUGCUAAAUUCAAGGGGCGAUUAUCGUUCCGUAGUAUCAAAUUGCCGUGUUAAACCGAAUAGCAUGUAUGGGAAUUCUGUGCCUCUGAUUGAUCUGCUUGGCAGAGUCAUAUCCUCUGUCCGUAACCUGAAAUCUAACGCGACAGCACUAACAGUACCGUGUCUCAGUUCCAAUAAGACAAACCUUGUUGUUAGCAUCCAGCCUAGGUACACGAAGCCACAUACAUGUACGAGAGAGGUCGGCCCAACUGAUACUGAGACUGAGACUGAUCAGGGCUAG
Messenger RNA from Fusarium graminearum PH-1, 537 nucleotides. RefSeq lists its product as uncharacterized. The transcript has 4 exons. NCBI's taxonomy places the organism in Eukaryota, Fungi, Ascomycota, Sordariomycetes, Hypocreales, Nectriaceae. Bases 1 to 537 code for a protein of 178 amino acids. The record is from RefSeq and is a predicted model, not a curated record.